Messenger RNA from Penicillium macrosclerotiorum, 450 nucleotides. RefSeq names its product E2 ubiquitin-conjugating protein UBC13. Gene Ontology annotation, biological process: protein K63-linked ubiquitination; DNA damage tolerance. The record is from RefSeq and is a predicted model, not a curated record. Lineage: Eukaryota; Fungi; Ascomycota; Eurotiomycetes; Eurotiales; Aspergillaceae. Gene Ontology annotation, cellular component: nucleus. The coding region runs from base 1 to 450 and encodes 149 amino acids. Gene Ontology annotation, molecular function: ubiquitin conjugating enzyme activity. The transcript has 4 exons.
AUGGCACUGCCUAAGCGGAUUAUCAAGGAGACAGAACGCCUUAUGGCGGAGCCGGUCCCCGGUAUCAACGCUGUCCCACACGAAGAUAACCUGCGAUACUUUGAUGUCUCCAUCCACGGGCCCGCACAGUCUCCCUACGAAGGUGGUAUCUUUCGCCUGGAGCUUUUCCUGCCGGACGAUUAUCCCAUGACUCCGCCCAAAAUCCGCUUCCUGACCAAGAUCUACCACCCGAACAUUGAUCGCCUGGGCCGUAUCUGCCUGGAUGUCCUGAAGAAUAACUGGUCCCCUGCCCUCCAGAUCCGCACAAUUCUCCUCUCGAUUCAGGCCCUGCUCGGUGCUCCCAACCCAGAUGACCCGCUCGCCAAUGAUGUUGCCGAGCGUUGGAAGGAGGAUGAGCCUGCCGCGAUUCAGACCGCGAAGGAGUGGACUCAAACCCACGCGAUGACCUGA